Molecule: messenger RNA, 1311 nt
Organism: Fomitopsis serialis
Lineage: Eukaryota; Fungi; Basidiomycota; Agaricomycetes; Polyporales; Fomitopsidaceae
Product: xylose isomerase-like protein
Exons: 8
Coding region: 1-1311 (436 amino acids)
Biological process (GO): base-excision repair
Cellular component (GO): nucleus; mitochondrion
Molecular function (GO): phosphoric diester hydrolase activity; zinc ion binding; DNA binding
Source: RefSeq, a predicted model, not a curated record
AUGUCUGGCGCGGCCAUUCUCCGUCGCAACACCAUACUUGCUGCCUCUGCCGUCUUCGUAGCUACUGUCGCCCGCGCAUCAAUCAUCAUGGCUGCCCACCACACUGGAAGCGCAAGCGAAAGCGACUUGAGCGAUCUGAGCGAGCUCGAGUCAGAGGAGCCCAGUCCCAGACCAGCCAAGCGCGCAAGAAAAGCCAGGUUGACAAACGACUGGAAGGUUGGCCCCCAUGUCUCAGCAGCUGGAGGCGUAGAAAAUAGCAUACUCAACGCUGCGUUUGUUGGAGCGAAUGCAUUCGCGCUGUUCCUAAAGUCCCAGCGAAAAUGGACGUCUCCGCCGCUCAAGGAAACCUCUAUCCUUGCAUUCAAGGCCCGCAUGAAGACAUUCGGAUACUCGGCCUCCCACAUCCUUCCGCACGGAAGUUACCUUGUUAACCUGGGCAAUCCGGACGAAAAGAAGAGAGAGCAGUCGUAUGAGUGCUUUCUAGAUGAUCUGAAACGAUGCGAGGAGCUUGGUCUGCUUCUGUACAAUUUCCACCCAGGAUCAACAGUCGGAGUAGCCACGAAAGAGGAAUCUCAGUCUCUCAUCGCUGGGUGCAUCAACCGCGCACACAAAGAAACUGAACGGGUCGUGAUUGUCCUCGAGAACAUGGUAGGCGGUUCACUUGUCCGUGGAAACGUAAUUGGAUCGACUUUCGCCGAGCUCGGUGCGAUAAUCGCACAGGUGGAGGACAAGAGCAGAGUCGGCGUUUGCUUGGACACAUCUCUAUCGAGGCUACUGCAGAGACUGAAUCGUGUGUCUCGUCUCACAGUGGCAGAGUUCGAGCGCGACGUUGGCCUGCAGUACCUUCGCGGCAUGCAUCUCAACGACUCCAAAGGAGCCCUCGGCAGCAAGAAAGACAGGCAUGAAAACAUUGGGCUAGGUGAGCUCGGCCUCUCCACCUUCGCACACGUCCUCUCGGACCCGCGCACACGCGACCUCCCGCUGAUCCUCGAGACCCCUGCCUACGACGAGCCGGGCACCGGAGCGAGUCGGCUCGGGAAGGAAGGUAUGGACGUCUGGCGGAAGGAAGUCGAGGUGCUCAACCGGGUCGGGAGCGGGGAAGGCGAACAGGGGAAGAUGGACGUGUGGACAGAGGAGAUCCAGGAGGUCGUGGAGAAUGCGAGUACGAAGCGGGGCGCGAAGGGGAAGAGCGUGAAGGGCAAGGCGGGUGGUGGGAGGAAGCGCAAGACGGGAAAACGGAAGAGGGGCGAACAGGAGGAUGCGGAGGAGGACGAUGGUGUGGCGUGCGCGAGCUGUAGCGAGGGCGGGUGA